Folsomia candida is the source of this 4987-nucleotide messenger RNA. RefSeq names its product UNC93-like protein MFSD11. The transcript has 8 exons. NCBI's taxonomy places the organism in Eukaryota, Metazoa, Arthropoda, Collembola, Entomobryomorpha, Isotomidae. The record is from RefSeq and is a predicted model, not a curated record. The coding region runs from base 2302 to 3870 and encodes 522 amino acids.
AAACAGCUUAUCGAGGUUUAUCGUCCACACGAGGCUGCUAGUUCAUCUCGGCACCUUGCGCUUACAACAUGCAAUUUCCUCCCUUGAUAAGUGGUUUAUUAGUUUUGUUUUGCCCGUGCUGAAAAUUGUCCUCGAUCAGUUCAACGUAAAAAUUAGGUUUGACUUGACAUCCUCCUCCGACUGGGUUGGUCAUAAACUUGGAUUUCGUGCUAGAGCGGUGUCAUUGUUUAAAAAAUGUAGGUUUAAAAUAGGCUUGGAAAUAUAAAAAUCUAGAUUUAAUACGUAUACAUAUAUUUGUGCGUUAAAAAUAUUUAGAAAGUUUCAUCAUCCUCUACGAACACUAACUAAUGAAUUGAGCAGUUCUUCUGUUAGGAGGAAUAUUUGACAGGUGGAAUUUUAAAGUUGGCCCAGCACCAAUAUUAAUUUCAAUAAGACGACUUAUGCCAAUGAAAAAUUAUUAGUAUGCACGUCAUACUCCUCCCUUAAGAAAAGUUAACGAGUGCAACCCUUUACUUAUAAAUUCUUACCUGCACCGACCGACCCCGUGUACUAAUACUAAUUCUCACACAAAAGCAUUGAUUUUUAUGGGAUUUUUUAAAUCAAAGAGAUUUUGAAACUUUGCCAUGAUUUAAUCACCUCUGGGUCUGGCGAGCAGUCCGUCCAGUGUUUUUUUUUGUGCAUCAAAAGCAUUGUUUGUUACAUAUAUAAUUAUUGAUGCAUUCAUUCAGCGCAUAGAUAAAUCUGCAUUUUAUUAUGUAGAAGAUCUCUCACAUAUUAUUUCUUUUUUUACGAUCUCUAACAAAAGAGCAGUGAGGAGAAUUGCAUUGUAGUAAAUCUCAUCUCAACAAGUAUGUCUGUAUCGGCAUCAGACAGGUAUUAAUAUUUUUAUUGUUUGAUUUUGUUGCGUUGCAAGUAACAACAAUUGGCAACUUCAAAAAUGCCAGGAUGUCAGAAAGCGUAUUAACUUAACGUGAGCCUGUCGGUGGUGAAGGGUUUCAUUGAAAUUUACUUGCUAAACAUAAUCAAAGUGCAGAUAGAUAUUCUUCUUGACACCUUACUUUUCCACGAAAAAAAUCUGCAUGCAUGUACACACAGAUAUUAAUGUACAUGCACACACGUACAUAUAUUUAAAUCAUUUUGUGACUUGCUAAGCAAUCGACAGAGAAGAAUAAGCCAUUAGCAUUUAAUAUAUUAAUUGUUGUUCUGCCAUAGGUUGUUCGUUAUUCAUUCAUUCAUUCAUAAAAUAUCUUCAACUUCUUAAUUUAUUUGGUGAUCCACCUUCACUUUUUUGACGGAGUGAGAAAGGCCUCAAGAUUAAUAGGAUCAAGAAAAAGGAAUGAAUAAAUUUUGUGUCAACCAAGAACAAAAGUCAACACUGAUAAAUAUUUAGUCGUAAAUAGUACGUCACACGGUUAGAGAAUCAUAGUACAUUUUUUAGAAAAAUGAAACUGUACAUAAUCCCAGGAGACGCUUCCUAAUUUGGGGUACGUGCGAUUAUAAUAACAUUCGCGUGAUCCUCUGCAUUGUAUUUACUUUACAUUUCCCUUUUGUUUGCGUCUCAUGUAAGUAUUUACGGUAAUCAAUCUUAGCUUAAUGGUAGUAGUUACACAUAAGCAUACCUCUGAUCAACCGUGUACUUAUUACUUCUUCGAGUACAAAUAAAGUACUGUUCAUGUCGAGCCAAGUCAAUGACCAAUCUUCCCAUACAGCGAGUGAUGUGAUGUGAUUUGAUUGAUUUUUAUUUGAAGACGACGACGACGACGGUGUAAGGAAGAAAGUCAAUUUAUUCCGAAACUGUCGAUUCAUUCAAGGCGAGUGAGCAGUUUAAGGUGGGUGAGGCUUGGUUAAGAAAUUAAUUUGUUACAGUGUCGCAUAUAUACGAACGGGUCGGUAUAGGGAGUGAGUGGUACUUAAUAAAAUACGUGAUAAUAUCUUGACUUAUUAUUCAAGUAGAUAUCAAUAACUCAAUCUCUUCUUAACCAACGGUUUUUGUUUGGCUGACACUUUUCUGGUCUGCACAGUGGUUGAAUGAAUUGUCAGUGAAGAGACAGGUGGACCAAGAGACGACCGACUCUCGGAGGAAAAGUCUGUACCGUUUUAUGGGGCAGUGUGUGUAUUUUGAAUUAGUGAGGAUUUUUUUUAACUUGCAUUGUUGAGACUAAUUAGUCCUGUACUACUGAAUCCUCCAGGGUAACUUUUGAUUACUUACUGAAAGUGGUAGAAAGUUGGUGCUAUAACGAUAACAAAUAUUUUGAUUGUGAUUGUGAUUGACUGCUUUGUUUUUAAUCCUGGUGUGUCAAAAUGUUGCCUAAAUUCCUGAGUAAAAAGGACAUUUUUCAGGAUGGGAAGUUUGUGCAGAUUCUCAUUCUCAGUUUUUCUUUCAUGCUUUUGUUCACUGCUUUCCAGACGACUUGUUUCAUUGAGCAAACAGUGUUGAACAGCGUGAAAGCAGAAGAUCCCAAUUUUUCCGGAAAUGGUUAUGUCUCACUGUGCAUCAUUUACGCCGUGUUUUCACUCGGCUCUUGGGUUGCCCCUUCCAUCGUUGCGGUCAUUAGGUCAAAAUGGAGCAUGGUCUGUUCCGCAGCCAUUUACUUGCUCUUCAUCGUCCAGUUUACAUACCCCGCGACCUGGCUGCUUUACCUGACCUCGGCCCUGCUGGGGGGAGCAGCAUCGCUUUUGUGGUGUGCCCAAGGAAAUUUCUUAACGCUCGGGUCUGACUCUAAAACCAUUUCGAGAAAUUCUGGCGUCUUUUGGGCAAUCAAUCAGUGCAGCUUGUUUUUUGGAAACCUUUUCGUAUUUUUCCAAUUUCAUGGAAAAACAACGAUUGACGCAGAAACCCGAAUUUUUGUCUUUAUCGUCCUAACAGUUGUUUCCGCUUGUGGAGUCGGGUCAUUGUUUCUGCUGAGAGAUCUCAAGGAGACACCUUCAUCGUCAUUGGAAGAGACUAAAAAUCCUUCCGAGAUUUCACUUCCGGUCGAAGAUAAACCAUCCUCUGCUGGAGAAAACAAUUCUCCAACUCCGCCACCCACGAAGACGGCUGGACUCCCAAAAUCCUCUCUGACCCUGGCAACUGACGCCUUCUUCCAAGCCAUCAAACUAUUUAUCACGCCGUACAUGCUGCUACUUUCACUGGCCUCGAUCUACACUGGGUGGGGACAGUGUUUCUAUUUUGGCGUGUAUUCCACAUCGGUUGGUGCCACGCUGAAGUUUGAAGACCCCAAGAGGCUGGUCGGCUUGAUCGGUAUUUUCACUGGAAUUGGAGAAGUUGCGGGUGGAACGGUUUUCGGGCUUUUGGGGUCCAAAACUACUAAGAAGGGUCGUAGUCCAGUAGUUUUCUUGGGACUUUUGAUCCACACUUUGUGCUACGUUCUGAUUUAUCUUAAUCUUCCGGACGGAUCACCUGUGGGUGAAACGGAGGACGUUUCUGUGAUUAAUCCUCCCCAACCUUGGUUGGCUUUAUUGUGUGCCCUGUUUCUUGGAUUUGGCGACGCGUGCUACCAAACCCAACUAUUUUCCAUCUUCGGCUCCGUCUACUCCGACAAAUCUGCCGCAGCCUUUGCCAUCUUCAAAUUCACACAAUCUGCCGCAGCAGCCAUCGCUUUCUUCAGCAGUUCGUACAUUGGCAUAUUUUCUCAAAUGAUGAUCCUCCUGGUGACCGCGAUACUUGGCUUUUUUGGCAUUUUUAUUGUCGAAUUCGACACCAAACGGAAGUCCAAGGGGGAAGAAAUGUCAUCUUCUGGCAUGGAAAGUGGAGAAAGUGGGGGAGGUGGAGAAGAUGAUAACACUGGUGAUAAGAACGACAACAACACCAAGUCAUCGCCACCAAGCAUUAUGGAAAAACCAGCCAACAACGGUGACACAGUUUCAUAAGUCUACUAAAUAUAUGUAUAAUUCUUCCUCUUGUAACAUAUGAGUGUGCCAAAGGAUAUUAACUUUUUUAGUGUAAUUAAGAGUGAAUCUAAUCUCAGCUUUUUAGCAAAUAUUUUACCUUACCUGUGUAAUAUUUACUUGCGUAUGUUCCACUUUACUUGCACACACGUGCGUACAUGACUAGAUUCAUUAACCAUGUAUGUAAUCCUAUCUCUCCUCUCUGCCUCUGGAAUGAACUUAAAGUGUGACAGAACUUUUACUUUUUCCCAUUUUAAAUGUUUACCCUAAUUUAAAGUUCGUUGACCUUUUGGAUUAUCCAGACUGUCUGUCUGCGCAUCCAGUUCCGGCAAAAUUCUUCAUUACAAUUUGAAAACAAGUGAAAGUUUUCUUUGUCUCCCUUAAAGAGAUUACAAAAAAAACCUUGUGUUUCCAUUGUUGAUGUUGAAAUGCCAAUUUUAAAUUUACAUGAUUACAUUAUAUGUAUUUACAUAGAUAGAUAGCAGAGUGUGGGUGUUAUAUAAAAAAUAAUGAGUAACAAAAAAAAACAAAUUGCACAUAAUAAUACAAAAUAUAAACACAAUGGUGUGUAAGCAGACGACCAGAAGAAGAGGAGGCGUAACGUAAUGGAUUGCAUUGUUAUAAAUAAAAAUAAUUUUGCACAUGUGUAAAGUGAAGUGAUCAAUGUUUUGGCUGAGGUGAAGAAAUAAAUUAGUUUUGAAUGCAGUAUAGAAUUAUAAAUAUGUAGAUCUAUCUCUGACAUAAAUCUGACAAUGAUGCGGCUGAAAAUGUUGAAAUGUUAUUUAUAUAAUAUCAUAUUUAUAUCAUCAUUUAUUCAUUUCCGCUGAUAAUGCGAUUGUGUAAUUAUGUGAUGCACUGCUUUAUUUAGGGAUUCUCAUCCUGAUAAAUUUCACUUUUUUCGGUCUUGACAAAACUUUCCAUGAAAUUAAUUAAAAACAAAAUUAAAUUGGGGAAUUCCAGCCAAUUCUAAUCUUUCUAGAGUCAAUGAUCCUAUUAUUCUCGAGUACAAUGCGUAUAUUCUUACAACAAUUCUAUAUCUCAUUAUCAAUUUUUUUAAAGAAAAGUCGUGAGUUAUCUCAAAUAAAGAUGUUCAAACGAG